Molecule: messenger RNA, 2566 nt
Organism: Pseudopipra pipra
Lineage: Eukaryota; Metazoa; Chordata; Aves; Passeriformes; Pipridae
Gene: OSTN
Product: osteocrin
Exons: 5
Coding region: 54-455 (133 amino acids)
Biological process (GO): hormone-mediated signaling pathway
Molecular function (GO): signaling receptor binding
Source: RefSeq, a predicted model, not a curated record
GGGAAGAACAUCGCAGGACCAUUAAGGUUGGAAUUGCUUGCAUCCAAUGCAAGAUGCUGCAGUUCCAGCUUGUGGUGGUGCAUUUGGCCCUUGUGAUUGCCCUGCUGUGGUGGCACUCUAGCUCAGUGCUCCUUGCCGAGGCAGCCCCAGAGCCUUUGGAGCCUUCUGCUGCUCUGGGCAUGGGAGCACCUUCCAUUGCCAGUGAAGAGAAGUCAGCCACCAACCUGGCAGACAAACUGUUCCUUCUUGAUGACUUGGUGUCUCUGGAGAACGAGGUGACUGAGACCAAGAAAAAAAGAAGCUUUCCAGGAUUUGGCUCUCCAAUUGACAGAAUUUCUUCAACCUCUGUGGAUGCUAAAAGCAAACAGAGGAAAGUGCUUGAGCUGCCCAAGAGACGGUUUGGAGUUCCUCUUGACCGGAUUGGAGUGAACCGCCUCGGCAACACCAAGGGUUAGCAGUUCCUGCAAGUACUUCUAUUCUUUAUGACUGAUGCUGUAUUGGAAACAUUACAGAGAUACAGAAGAUGCAUCACAGCAUGUCUUGUCCUUGACUAAUGAUACAACACUCAAGGAAUUGACCUCCUGCAAAAUCUGUUUCACAUUGCAUUUUACAAAUGUUGCCUUUACAGUAAUAACAAAUUCAGUUCAUCAGGUCAGAAUGCUCUCACGACUGUGCACAAUGUCACUGAUAGGAAGGAACAGAGAAUAUGUAUAUAUUUUAUUGCAUGGCAUUUAUCUGUUAAACUAGCAGAAGUUUAUUAUCCUAGCCAGGACUGAUAAAUUUUUUGGAUUGAAAAUAAAAUUUCAAGAGAUGCCAACAGCAGUCCAUGAAAAGCAGACAGUUUGCUUUGCACAUUUCUUUCAAAAGGGGAGUAGUUUGGUAGAUGAAGGGAGGAUUUAACAGUUAUGGGACAAAGCUAGAAUUUAUUUGAAUUGCUGUUUGAGAGAAUGAUGUCUUUUGCCUUUACUAGGAGUUAGUCUGAGUAAGAACUGUGACGAUGCCUUAGUAUUUGUCCUGAUGUUUUGAGUAGUCUUUCUCUUAUCUCUGCACCAUAUUUAGACAUGUUUUCAUCGUAUAGCAGGUCCUGAAAUGUGGCGAGACUUUUAGUUUCCUCCUCUAAGCUGAUGAAUACAUUUCACUCCUCCCUAUGCAUAACAGGAUAGCGUCCAAAUAUGAAGUCAUCUACUUCCUAGACCAUCUGCAUCAUAUGCCUUAUUUUAGCCUCUUGAUGUGUGCACAGGGCAUAAUCAGACAUGUAACUCUAAAAGUUCAAGUAUUUCUCACUCUGGUAAAAUGUAAACAUAUCCUUUCCACUUCAUUUCAGAGUAAUACAGUUUAUCUUAAAUCCUGUUUCAUGCUUUUCACUCCUUUCCAGAUUAUAAAAUAUAGCUGAGAAGAGCAGUUUGCUGAUAUCUCAGUGCUCAGAUUCCUAGCUAAUGUUUUCUAAACAUCACAUUCUCCUUCUCGGACUUUGGUCCAUGUCAGCUAAAUUCCUCAGGUUGCUAUUCUUGGGUAUAAACCAUCUUUAGCAUUGCAAAAGAAGAUCCAUUGAGAAAGAGAUUAUGCAGGAUUAAGAAAAAAAGUUAUUCUUGCUAAACACCCUGUGUAAGGCAGAGAAUUAAGAGUUAAUUUCCUAAAUCUUAUAUGAGGCACAAGGCACCUGGCCAUCAGCCUGGUGCCUGGCCAACCAGUCACCCCAGCCAUUCAGUCCAUGCUAGAAAGAAGUCUGCAAAUGCAGUCCCAGGCAAGCCCAGAGACUGUCCUCUGCAGUGCACUGCCACCACCCAUCCUGAGCCUACCCUGCGGUUUAGGGAACAUUUAUCUUCUUGCACUGAGCUCAUCCAGACAGUCUGCAGAUUAUGUGCUUGCAAGGCAGCCAUAUGUAGGGGCAUGGUCAGAUUAUGGAAUUGAUGACCUGACCACCCAAACAGCUGUCAGUCAAAAGCAGCAUGGACAGAGUCAUUGCAUGACAUAUUUUGGAACAUUGAGAGCAGAGGAAUCCAGUGCUAACACAGCAGGUUUUCAAAGACACUGGUGGGUGAUAAAAGUAUUAAACAGUUGGCAGGUAUUAGCCUGGGCUUCCAAAAAAGGGGGAGUUUUAAGCCCUGAUAGCUGUGUGCAGAAAUGCCCUUCAUCUAAAGGGUAAUGUGAAAGCAGAGCAGGACAGAGGUGUCUGCGGUGGUGUUGGUGCAAGCUUCAGUGCUGCUCCCACCUCACUGUGUGGAUUACUUAGGAGAAAGCAACAGUCUUUCCAUUCCUCUGCCCCAUCUACCACAGAGCACCCUGAGACCUCUUGUGGCUCAAAAAGCAUCUUUAAAAUCCAUAAAUUGGCAAGCGCUGUUUAAAAUAUGAUGCUGUCUGAAAGGCUGAGCACCACAAUUUGUUUUUGUAGACAAUAUUGGAUGGCUUCAGCCACUGUGCAUAGCGUGGAGAUCAGCAAAUGUGAAAUGAGGAUAUACUGCAGCAUCCAUCGCACGCUAGAUUUGUCCUGUGCUGCCUGGAUUUGCAAACUCAUUCAGAUGCCUGUGAGAAUUUUCUUCUAAUAAAUCAACAUGGUCGACUAGAA